AUGGAGGAAUCAUCACAAGAACAGAGGAAGGAAGUGAAGACUUACACACCUCCUCUACCAUAUCCUCAAAGGCUACAAAAAGAACUCAAGGAUCAACAAUUCCCUAAGUUCCUUGAGGUCUUCAAGAAGCUGGAGAUUAAUAUCCCACUUGUUGAAGCAUUAGAGCAGAUGCCUCUAUAUGCAAAGUUCAUGAAUGAGCUCAUCAACAAAAAGAGAAACUGGCAUAAGAAGGAAACGGUGCUUUUGACACAAGAAUGCAGUGCAGUGAUCCAAAAAGGGCUCCCUCCAAAACUCCAAGACCAUGGGAGCUUCUUCUUACCUUGCACCAUUGGUAGUAUGACCAUAAAAAAAGCACUGUGUGACUUAGGAGCCAGCAUCAAUCUAAUACCUUAUUCUAUGAUGAGAAAGCUAUGCAUAGAGGAGGUAAAGCCCACACAGAUGUCAUUAGAGCUCGUGGACAAAUCAUUGGUAUUUCCUAAAGGAGUGAUUGAAAACCUUUUGGUCAAGGUGGAUAAGUUUAUAUUCCCUGCAGACUUUGUAAUCCUGGACCUAGGAGAAGAAGGGAGUGACUUUUUCAUCUUGGGAAGACCAUCCCUGGCCAGAGCAAGGGUCAUCAUAGAUGUUGAACAAGGAGAAUUGACCCUAAGGGUACAUGAUAAGAGCAUCACUCUGAAUGUCUUUCCAGAAGCACAGCAUACUGAUGAAAAGGAAAAUUGCAUGAAGGAUGACAGAGAAGACUUGCAUUGGAAGGAAGAAUCCAAGGAGAUACUCAUUAGUUCCCCUCCAAAGCAAAAGACAAGUAGCAAAGCAGGACAAAAGAAGAAUGAGACUGUACAGAAUGAUGAGAGAAAGCAAGAAGAAAGUGAAGUGUACAAGGGAGAUUGA
Arachis ipaensis is the source of this 885-nucleotide messenger RNA. RefSeq lists its product as uncharacterized. NCBI's taxonomy places the organism in Eukaryota, Viridiplantae, Streptophyta, Magnoliopsida, Fabales, Fabaceae. The record is from RefSeq and is a predicted model, not a curated record.